Brachypodium distachyon (stiff brome) is the source of this 982-nucleotide messenger RNA. RefSeq lists its product as uncharacterized. The coding region runs from base 116 to 670 and encodes 184 amino acids. The transcript has 3 exons. Gene Ontology annotation, cellular component: chloroplast. Lineage: Eukaryota; Viridiplantae; Streptophyta; Magnoliopsida; Poales; Poaceae. The record is from RefSeq and is a predicted model, not a curated record.
CUGGUCUGCUUGUGGUGAAACGCGACACGAAAAUUCCGACCACAGCCGUUUCUUCUACGCAGCUUUUCUCGGUUGCUCGGCCAACUGCGCAGAAGCCAUAAACCCGCGGCGGUCCAUGGCGUGCAGCUUCUCCCCUUCCUCCGCCACGAGGCUGCAGGCCUUGGAGGCGGCGGCGGGCGGGAAGAAUGCGAGGAUCCCUCUCAAGGCGUCCGUCUCGCCCCCGCUGAGAUCGCUCGGAAGCUGCAAGGCGGCCCGGCAGGAAUUCGAGGGCGCUACUCAGGAUCCCAGCGUCUCAGUUUCUUCGGCACGAACCCAGUUGGAUCUCCUGGAGCAACUAACAUCAUCCCCUACAUCUGAUGGCAUUGAGAGUGGCGCCCCUGUAGAAUCCCGCCCGCUCACUACCAUCCGCGAGCAACUGUCAGCACUUUACGGUGAAAGGGGCGGUGAGUUCACCCUCCCUAUGGGAAAGAAGCUCAAGGAAGGCCUGAAGGCCCUCAACUCGAUGACCGUGUCGCAGAGGAGGAACAUCAAAAGGCAAGCCAUGCUCACCAAGGUAAGCGGGCGGAAUGACUCGGUGUUCUUUGCAACUGUCGGGGCAUUUGUCCUUGUGCCGCCUUUAGCCAUUUUGGCUAUUGCUGUCCUAACUGGUUAUGUCCAACUAUUGCCAUGAACAAAAAGGUGCAGGUUUUUAGUGGCCAUCUUCAGACUUAUCAUACACAUGAAGGUACUUUUGCUCUGCAAGAGAAUUGUAUUUGUGUAUAUAGUCAGAACUUGUAUAUGAAGUAGGGAUUGAUCGAUUAAGCGCCUGGUAUGGCGUGAGUAUGCUGUAUCCAUUAGGCACGAGGAACAUCAAUAAAAACUUAAAACACAACAAGGAAGACAAGUAACAAAUGUAAAAUGUCAACAGAAAGAAGGAAUUGAGUAGAAAUUGUUAUCCCGUGCAGUGCAUAUGUAAACAAAUUAUAUUUCUGUUACAUGUUCA